Messenger RNA from Condylura cristata (star-nosed mole), 2523 nucleotides. RefSeq names its product RALY RNA binding protein-like (gene RALYL). Gene Ontology annotation, cellular component: nucleus. Lineage: Eukaryota; Metazoa; Chordata; Mammalia; Eulipotyphla; Talpidae. Gene Ontology annotation, molecular function: RNA binding. The transcript has 11 exons. The record is from RefSeq and is a predicted model, not a curated record. The coding region runs from base 540 to 1253 and encodes 237 amino acids.
UUCCCGGCUGCCUGCAAGUCAGCCUGGCUCCGAGUCACGUGUCAGUGCCUGAGGCAGAGACUGAGAGAAAAAAACGCGCUUCAUUCCUUCUUCCACCGCCAUACUGUAUUUUAUACUAAAUCUCAUUUUUAUUCCAACAUUUUACUCCCGCUCGUGGAAGGUUUUUCUGGAAAAAAAAAAUGAAGUGCGGUUUGGUUUCCUUGUCAACGGAGGAUGAAGUGAACAGCUGAGCAGCUCGCAGAGAGCAGCUGGUACCAGGAGUCUUGGAGCUGAUGGGAAGAAACUACUGGGGUAGGGAAUCAUUGCUAGUUCUGGGUAACCAUGUUCCAAAUCUGACUGGUCCAAGUUCCGAACCAGCCGUUUCCAAGACUUGAUUGGUCCUUGUGUAAGUUUGAACCUAACUGGUGUCUGUGGGAGAUCGAACUUUACCUGUUUUGAAAACCAUCUCAGGAUUCAAAACUGAAACCACACCAGUGCAUCCAACCUGCCUGCACCGUGGGACCCGCCUCUGGGCAGGAUUAAAACAAGGAGAGCCAACCAUGACUGGCAAAACACAGACCAGCAAUGUCACCAAUAAGAAUGACCCAAAGUCCAUCAACUCCCGUGUUUUCAUUGGCAAUCUGAAUACAGCUAUUGUCAAGAAAGUUGAUAUUGAAGCCAUUUUUUCAAAAUAUGGAAAAAUUGUUGGAUGUUCAGUUCACAAAGGUUAUGCAUUUGUACAGUAUAUGAGUGAGCGGCAUGCAAGAGCUGCAGUGGCGGGAGAAAAUGCCAGAAUCAUCGCAGGUCAACCACUUGACAUCAACAUGGCAGGAGAACCCAAACCAUACAGACCAAAACCUGGAAACAAAAGGCCCCUUUCUGCACUUUAUAGACUCGAAUCAAAGGAGCCUUUCCUGUCAGUUGGUGGUUAUGUCUUUGACUAUGAUUACUACAGAGAUGAUUUCUACAACCGGUUGUUUGAUUACCAUGGGCGUGUGCCUCCCCCUCCUCGGGCGGUCAUCCCACUGAAGCGCCCCAGAGUGUCUGUAACAACAACUCGCAGGGGAAAAGGAGUCUUUUCCAUGAAGGGGGGAUCAAGGUCUACCGUGAGUGGGUCAUCUUCAUCAGGCUCUAAAUUGAAAUCAGAUGAGCUACAGACAAUCAAGAAAGAAUUAACCCAAAUCAAAACUAAAAUUGACUCCUUACUAGGACGUCUGGAGAAGAUUGAGAAGCAGCAGAAGGCAGAGGCAGUUUCUACAAAUAAAGUGAUCUAAAGUAAUGAAUGAUGCCAUGAAAGCAGAAAAGGGAAACUGUGACAACCUCCAGAAAUGUGAAAGAAGGUUUCUUACUGGAUAGCAGCAUCUUUGGUUCAAUUUAUAUAAAAACCCAAAUAAAUAAAAUGGACAGAAUUGUCCAAUUUUAGAAAUUCCAUUUCUUCUAUGUUCUAAGCGGUAUAAUUGUCAAGUUUUUAUGGUUUAGAUUGUAAAUGUGUUUUUCCCUUUGCUGAUUAUGUUGUGUUUUUUUUUUUUUAGUCUUCAAAGUCUUAAAAUGUGAAGGACAUUUAUGAAUGGUAAGGGAGACCACUGUACACAAAUGUAUAUUUGUAAAAGCUAUUUUUAUGAUUAGCAUGUUUUACUGUUGAUCAUAUAUAAAGUCAGGUGAUACUGCAACUCUAUGUUUAAACUUUAUUUCUGACAAUGUCAUGUAAGAAAGGAUACAUCAUAUGCUAGUUUUAUAAUUUAUUUUUAAUUCAUAGUUAAAGUUCUUCAAAUCAUAAGAAUAAGAUACUUGAAAGGUUAUAUUUCUGCCCUCUAUAAGCACCUUUUUAUUAAUAAAGAAUGCAAAUAUUUCAGAUGUGAUUCAGUAAUUAAAGUAUUGUUGCUUUGACCUAUGAUUAAAUUGAGCAUUCUCUGCUCUGCUGAACUGAAAUGACCCAAUUAUUGCCCAAAACUUGCGUCUGAAUGGGAGAGCUCACAGACAGUGCCAACACAAGUGAGAACUAGAUUGGGGGGGGGAAAGAUCACCCUGUCUUUGAACCCAAAAGUUUAAAUUAGUGCGUGUGUCCCUUCAUUUCAUCUCCUAUUACUAGGACGUUUCCAUGUGCAGGCAUUGCAAGUAUUUUCCAGAUGCUCUUAGCUGUCAUCUUGUGCUUGUGGAAAUGAAAGAAACCAUCUGCACAGACUGUAGGAGAAUUCAGCACAUAAUUUCUUAAUAAAUACUGUUUCUUUUAAAACAACAUUGGUGUAUAUCUUUCCUUUGGGGUGCACUUCAUUUUAAUACUCAAUAUGAACUAUCUGUGUUACUGUAAUGCCACAAAAUCAGUUCAAUAAUGAAAGUAAUAAAAUUUUAAUAAAGCGUAUUAUAUGUCCUACAUGUCCCAUAUUUUAGAGUCCCUGUAUGUUGGAACAUAUCAAUUUACGAUAUACUCAAAAACCAGAUGGCUCUCAAUCUUUGACAGCGAUUUACAUUUCUAGAAGGUUAUUUUUCACUCAAUAUAAAAUCCUAAGAAAAUAUUUCAGGAUGGAAAAUGAAGCUACCUUGAUG